Cavia porcellus (domestic guinea pig) is the source of this 1841-nucleotide messenger RNA. It is a transcript of the gene Copz1, whose product is annotated as COPI coat complex subunit zeta 1. The transcript is spliced from 9 exons. Gene Ontology annotation, biological process: intracellular protein transport; retrograde vesicle-mediated transport, Golgi to endoplasmic reticulum; intra-Golgi vesicle-mediated transport. Gene Ontology annotation, cellular component: COPI vesicle coat. NCBI's taxonomy places the organism in Eukaryota, Metazoa, Chordata, Mammalia, Rodentia, Caviidae. Bases 96 to 629 code for a protein of 177 amino acids. The record is from RefSeq and is a predicted model, not a curated record.
GAUCCUUAUGUUGGGCGGGACCUAAUGAGGACUGAGGACCAAUCAGAGGGGGCGUUGUUUUUGUAGCUCCACGUCGGCACCAGCUGCGGGGCAAGAUGGAGGCGGUGAUUUUGGAACCCUCCCUGUAUACUGUGAAAGCCAUCCUGAUUCUGGACAAUGAUGGGGAUCGACUUUUUGCCAAGUACUAUGACGACACCUACCCCAGUGUCAAGGAGCAGAAGGCCUUUGAGAAGAACAUUUUCAACAAGACCCAUCGCACUGACAGUGAAAUCGCGCUCUUGGAAGGCCUGACGGUGGUGUAUAAGAGCAGUAUUGAUCUCUAUUUCUAUGUGAUCGGCAGCUCCUAUGAAAAUGAGCUUAUGCUUAUGGCUGUUCUGAACUGCCUCUUUGACUCCUUGAGUCAGAUGCUAAGGAAAAAUGUAGAAAAGCGAGCUCUGCUGGAGAACAUGGAGGGGCUUUUCUUGGCUGUGGAUGAAAUCGUGGAUGGAGGGGUGAUCCUAGAGAGUGAUCCACAGCAAGUGGUACACCGAGUGGCAUUAAGGGGUGAAGAUGUCCCCCUCACUGAGCAGACGGUCUCUCAGGUGCUGCAGUCGGCGAAAGAACAGAUCAAGUGGUCACUCCUACGGUGAAGACCGUCCUGUGCCUGGCUCUUCACCCCUCAAAAACCCAUAUGUCUGCUAUGACUUCUUGUCCAGGCCCCCUGUUGAUGCAGUCUGGGUCAUCUUAGGGAUCACAGGGAUCCUUAAAUCUCCACCCCAUCUAGUGCUGUCCCCCUACCCCUAACACACUUCCUUUUCCUCCCAGCAGAUUUAGAUACUGGGCAGGGGAAACACCCCUUCCGUCCUCCACAUCUACCCCACACUUUCUCCUCACCUUCGUUGCCCUUUGCUGUAGCCACACUCCGGAUCAAAGCAGGAGAAUGUGCUGAGUGUUUUUCACCUUUGCCUUUACACAGCACCAGCACAUACGUCCAGCAAGGGGCGGGCGGUGUCUUUUUCUGUAGGGUGUCAGGAUGGGGACAGGUGGGGAUAUAGCCAGUCUCGCCCCACUUACCGGCCUCAGCAACCCUCCUGUUUCUUCUUGCUGCUCUGCCCUCUGCCUUGGAAAGAACAUCGAGGAACAGCUCAUAAGGAAGGGGAUAGAGUGGCAGAAAUUGUGAUUUAAAUGUUGGAUAGGGCUUUUAAAACUUCUCUGUACCCACAUUCAGGCAUGCAGCUUCCAAACCGCUGUGGUCUGUGAGUGGUUAUUCUGGAUGUCAGUCUGUUGUCCACUGUCUUAGCUCCCCCCUUACUACCUGUGGGGUUGUUGCCUGCUUUGUCCUGACUCUGCCCUGGAGCAGUCACACACUGGAACUAAAACUCCGCUCUCAUCUCCAAAAGAAGAGUUUCUGCAUCUGAGCAGGAAGGAGGACUUAGGGCUUGGGCCUUGAGGCUUGGUCUCCUCACCUCCCUGGAGUGUAUCUGUUCCUCUGUCUUGGGUCUCUGGCCACUUAACCCUAUACUCUCUGCCUCAGCCUUAGGUAAAAAGGCUGUGGAUCUGGGGUCUUCACUUCCCUAGAUGGCUGAGAUAGGUGCCUUUCUCUUGGGACUUGGGUUUCCCCAGAACAGACAGUGGAACACCUACUUUUGGGUCUGAUCUUUCCCCUUGACUCAAAACUCCUCCCCACGAAAAGGUCUUACAAGCCCUCUCUGGGACCUAGCAUUAUGCCCAGCCCAUCAGCUAGCAGCUCUCCAGCAAUGAAGGAUCUGAGGAGGCACCUUCCUGUAAGAGAUGUCCAGAAUCGAGACUGCCACCUUCCUGUACUGCUCUGCAAAGGGGAAUAAAACAUUUCUUUUUCCAAA